Messenger RNA from Acaulospora morrowiae, 884 nucleotides. The record is from the annotation of a GenBank genome assembly. Lineage: Eukaryota; Fungi; Glomeromycota; Glomeromycetes; Diversisporales; Acaulosporaceae.
AUAAUGAUCCUUUCAUGGAGGACGAUGAUGACAAGACCUUGGUCGGUACUCCGCCAGGUACCUGCUGCCCAAAUUCACCUGCCUUCGGUCCCAUGUCAAACUCCUUUGACACUCCCGUUGGCUCUCCCACUCCUGGCAGCUCUCCAUCGCUCUAUAUCAAACCCGCUCUUAAGAAGCCGGUUGAACAUGACCCCUUGAAGGAUCUCAUUUCCUACGCCUGUGAAAUGAUGUUGGCGAACCCCGAUAAUCCAAACGGACAGAAGAUUAGAAGGCGUACCACCUCUCAUCCGAUGGAACCUAAGCAAAAGAAAAAGUCCAUCAGAUUUUCUCGUAACUUGGAGCAAGUUCACUACACUCCCACACAUUAUACAAUACAACCGCCUCCUCCCCCUACGCGGCGAAGGAUGAGUAACCCGUUCUUCAUGAAAACGGAUGAGGACGGCGUGGCCGAAGGUUACGACCAAAUGUUUGCCAGAGCCAAGGAAUCCAAGAAUUCCGGAAAAUUUAGCUUGCCAUACACCAAAGAUGGUUCUUGGAUUGGUGGAAGUCCUCAUGAUGACGAGGAUGACGAAUUUGUGAUGCCACCUCUUCCCCAAUUGGUUAGGUCAUCGCCGAGACAUAUUCCACGUGGGAUGCCACAACGCAGAUCAAGUGCCAUGCCUGCGGCUUAUACUGUUGCCGCUGCCCGAAGAUUGGUGUCACCUCCGGCCCCGGUCAUUGGUGCGCCACGCAGCGCCAUUGAGGUCAAACAUGUAACCAAUAAGAGAGUCGAUCAUGAAACAGGGGAUUCAGGAGUUGUGGAACGAUGUGUGAAUAUUGCAUCCAAUGUAAAAGAUGUUGUGAGUUGGUGUGGUUCCAUGCUAUGGAAUACCACCGUUUUCUAA